CCAUGACAUGAGAGGCAAGGCAGCCGCCCGCGUGGCCACUCCGCACGCGAAUCCGCGUCGCCAACGGCGCUUGGGGGAGGGUUUGAGUCGGGGGAGAACGGACCCCGCCCCUUUUCGGCCCCACGCGUGACGUCGCGGGAGGCGCUGGCCUCCGCCCGGCUCUGAACGCAGGCUCUCCGUGGAGGCCCAGAUCCUGCUGCUCUCCAUGGGCAGCGGCCAGGCAGGGCACAACCUGCAUCUCUGUCUGGCCCACCACCCACCUCUGGUCUGUGCCACUUUGAUCCUGCUGCUGCUUGGCUUCUCUGGCCUGGGCCUUGGUGGCUUCCUCCUCACCCACAGGACUGGCCUGCGCAGCCCUGACAUCCCCCAGGACUGGGUCUCCUUCUUGAGAUCUUUUGGCCAGCUGACCCUCUGCCCCGUGAACAGGACAGUCACAGGGAAGUGGCAUGGGUCUCACGUCGUGGGCUUACUGACCACCUUGAACUUCGGAGAUGGUCCAGACAGGAAUAAGACCCAGACAUUCCAAGCCAUGGUCCUGGGUAGUCAGAUGGGAUUGAAAGGAUCUCCUGCAGGAGAGCUGGUCCUUAUUACAGCCAGGGUGACCACAGAAAAGACCCCAGGAACCUGUCUGUAUUUUAGUUCUGUUCUAGGAAUCCUGCCAUCAAGCCAACCACCCAUAUCCUGCUCAGAGGAGGGAGCAGGAAAUGCCACCUUGAGCCCUAGGAUGGCUGAGGAAUGUAUCAGAGUGUGGAGCCACGAAGGCCUUGUGCUUACCAAGCUGCUCACCUCGGAGGAGCUGGCUCUGUGUGGCUCCAGGCUUCUGAUUUUGGGCUCCUUCCUGCUUCUCUUCUGUGGCCUUCUCUGCUGUCUCACUGCUGUGUGCUUUCACCCACGCCGGGAAUCCCACUGGUCUAGAACCCGGCUUUGAGAGCACUGGCCUAGUUCCUGUCAUGUUCUCAGGUGUGAAUCAACUCCUGGGGCCUUGGUUCUGAGUUGGACAAGAUGUUGCAAAAAGUGGAGAGCUGGAAUGUGGGGGAAAAUAAAAGGCUUUCUGCCCAGUGUUGCCCAGGGUGUUUACUAAGGAUUGAAUUGAGUUGGGAAUUUUAGAGUAGACAGGCUCAGGAGGUUUGGGGAACAUUUCCUUGUUGACUCUUUAGUACACAGGUUGGCAUGGGGCAUGGGUUACAGUCAACCCUUCCCACACUUGUGACUUGGCUUUGGAAAACACCUGGUUUUGAUCCCAGCUGCGCCACUUUGUUUUCUUCUAUGAAAUAAAAUCGAUUAAUUCCAACUAA
Messenger RNA from Manis javanica (Malayan pangolin), 1295 nucleotides. It is a transcript of the gene TMEM219, whose product is annotated as transmembrane protein 219. NCBI's taxonomy places the organism in Eukaryota, Metazoa, Chordata, Mammalia, Pholidota, Manidae. The record is from RefSeq and is a predicted model, not a curated record.